AUGUUCCACCAUGUCCGUUUUCUUCGUCUAGCUUCUCCCACUCCCACUCGCCUACAUCCCCUCGCCGCUUUCCAUUCCACCGGUGCUCCCCCGCCACCGCAAUGGCCGCCCACCGCCGACAUCCUCCCUAUCUGCACCGCCGCGCAGUCCCUUUCCUCCACCCGGCAAGCCCACGCCCUCGCCGUCAUCCAUGGCCACCUUCCUUCCAGCGUCUCAAUCUCCGCCGCCCUCAUCCUCUCUUACGCCGCCCACCACUCUCCUCCCUCCAUCCUCCAAUCCCUCUUCACUCAGACAGCAUCAUUCUCCCGCUCCCCUUUCCUCCACAACACCUUCAUCCGCGCGUGUACCGUACUGUCGACUGGCCCGCACAAGAAACGCGUCGUUGAUCUCGGAUUUUGGCUGUAUAAUGAUUUGUUGAGGGCUGCUCCUUUCGGGCCUGACGAUUACACCUUUCCUUUCGUUUUCAAGCUCUGUGCGGAUUUCUUGCAUUUGUUAAAAGGUUUGGAGGUGCACGGGAGGUUGAUUAAGGCUGGUUUUGAUGACGAUGUGUUUGUGAACAACACUCUCAUUCUGUUCUAUGGCAGCUGCGGUGAUCUACGUAGCGUAGGGAAGGUGUUUGAUGAAAUGCCGAAGAGAGAUUUGAUCUCUUGGAAUACAGGUAUUCGGAUUUUUGCGGACAACGAGCGGCUUUUGGAUUGCGUUGGUUUGUUUAAGAAUAUGAUUGCAAAGUCGGGUUUCGUGCCUAAUGUGAUCAGUGUUGUGAGUGUUCUGCCAGUCUGUGCUAGUCUCGAGAACGAGAGGUUGGUUAGUUUGAUUCACUCUUACGUAUUCAAGGUUGGUUUGGAUGGCGAAAUAAGGAUUGGAAACGCAUUGGUUGAUGCGUAUGGAAAGUGUGGGAAUACCGGGGCUUUGGAAGGAGUCUUCGAUGACAUGGUCGAAAGAAAUGAGGUUUCUUGGAAUUCAAUAAUUGGUGGCUUUUCACGUACGGGGUUGAACAGCAAUGCGUUGAAUUGUUUUAGAGCAAUGAUACGCGAGCAUGUGGAAAUAAACACCGUUACUAUUGCCACCAUUUUACCGACAUUGAUAGAACUAAAUUUACUCGACAAGGGUAAAGAGAUCCACGGUUUCACUGUAAAAAUUGGCAUGGAUUCUGAUGCUUUCGUUGCCAAUGCAUUAGUUGAUAUGUACGGAAAAUCGAGACGUUUCUCCGAAGCUUCGUCCGUAUUUUAUAACAUUGGUGCCAAGAACAUUGUUUCAUGGAAUACAAUGAUUGGUAACUUUGCUCAAAAUGGACUCGAAUUUGAAGCAUUGGAGCUCGUUAGAGAGAUGCAAACUCGUGGCGAAAUUCCUAAUUCCGUCACUCUGAGUAAUAUUCUUCCUGCUUGUGCUAGAAUAGGCUCUCUUCGUCACGGUAAGGAAAUACAUGCAAGAUCCAUCCGGGUGGGGUCCGCCUUCGAUUUGUUCGUCUCGAAUGCUUUGACAGACAUGUACGCGAAAUGUAGCUGUCUGAAUCUUGCUCGAACUAUAUUCGACACUUCACCCAGAGAUGAAAUAUCCUACAAUACACUCAUAAUGGGAUAUUCACAAACAAACGAGUCCUCCAACUCGAUCAGCUUGUUCACAGAAAUGGAAAUGCUGGGCCUGAAUCUUGACACAGUUUCUUACAUGGGAGUUUUGUCUGCAUGCACAAACAUGUCUGCAGUUAAGGAAGGAAAACAGAUCCAUGCUUUCGCAACGAGAAGAUUGUUCCACGAGCAUCUUUUUAUUGCAAACUCGUUUCUCGACUUCUACACUAAAUGUGGACAAAUCGAAAUCGCAAAGAAAUUGUUCGAUCGAAUUCCCAAGAGGGAUACUGCCUCGUGGAAUACUAUGAUUCUAGGGUUUGGAAUGCUCGGAGAAUUUCAAAGUUCUGUCGAUCUCUUCGAAGCAAUGAAAGAAGAUGGUGUGGAAUACGACUCGGUCUCUUACAUAGCGGUUCUUUCUGCAUGUAGCCAUGGCGGGCUAGUCGAGAGGGGGAAAUCGUACUUUAACGAUAUGUUGGCCCGGAAGAAUCUAGAACCUUCCGAAACGCAUUAUGCUUGCAUGGUGGAUCUUCUUGGUCGUUGUGGACUUAUGGAAGAGGCGGUGAAGCUCAUUAAUGGCAUGCCGAUGAAACCAGGUGCGAAUACUUGGGGGGCUUUGCUUGGGGCGAGUAGGGUUCAUGGGAAUGUGGAGUUGGGGUUUUGGGCGGGUGAGAAUCUUCUAGAAGCGAAGCCCGAUAAUCCUGGGUACUAUGUUGUACUGUCGAAUAUGUACGCUGAAGCGGGGAGGUGGGAAGAUGCGGAUAGGGUUAGGAAAACGAUGAGUACGAGGAGAGUGAAGAAGAAUCCCGGGUGCAGUUGGGUUCAGGUUCAAGAUCAAAUGCAGGGUUUUAUUUCUGGAGAAAGAUUUGAUCCUUAUUUGUCGGGUACUGUUUCUACUUGA
This is a messenger RNA of Erythranthe guttata (spotted monkey flower), 2463 nucleotides long. Its product is annotated as pentatricopeptide repeat-containing protein At3g16610. Gene Ontology annotation, biological process: RNA modification. NCBI's taxonomy places the organism in Eukaryota, Viridiplantae, Streptophyta, Magnoliopsida, Lamiales, Phrymaceae. The record is from RefSeq and is a predicted model, not a curated record. Gene Ontology annotation, molecular function: RNA binding; protein binding.